This is a messenger RNA of Ricinus communis (castor bean), 547 nucleotides long. Its product is annotated as 60S acidic ribosomal protein P1. The transcript has 4 exons. Bases 72 to 404 code for a protein of 110 amino acids. Gene Ontology annotation, molecular function: ribonucleoprotein complex binding; protein kinase activator activity; structural constituent of ribosome. Gene Ontology annotation, biological process: cytoplasmic translation; translational elongation. The record is from RefSeq and is a predicted model, not a curated record. Gene Ontology annotation, cellular component: ribosome; cytosolic large ribosomal subunit. NCBI's taxonomy places the organism in Eukaryota, Viridiplantae, Streptophyta, Magnoliopsida, Malpighiales, Euphorbiaceae.
AAUCCAAUAACUAACUCCACACGAUCAUCUCUGCAGUCCCGUUAGAUAGAAAUCUUAAAGAGUUUUCAAUAAUGGCCGCUGGAGAGCUCGCUUGUACUUACGCUACCUUGAUCCUCCAUGAUGAUGGAAUCCCCGUCACUUCGGAGAAGAUUGCUACAUUGGUGAAGGCAGCCAACGUGGCCGUAGAGUCAUACUGGCCAAGCUUGUUUGCCAAAUUGGCAGAAAAGAAGAACAUUGAUGAUCUUGUAAUGAAUGUUGGUUCUGGUGGUGGCGCUGCUCCUGUAGCCGUCUCUGCUCCCGCUGCUGGUGCCGGUGCCGCCGCCGCCGCUCCUGCUGUUGAGGAGAAGAAGGAGGAGCCGAAGGAAGAGAGUGACGAUGACAUGGGAUUCAGCUUGUUCGAUUAGGUGCUUUCAUCAUUCUUUUUUCGGUUAGGCGGAAGUUAGAUUUAAUUUAUCUUGCGUUUUGAGACUAAUUCUUCAAGCGGUUGUAUUUUGGAUGGAAUUAAUUUUUGAGUAAUCUGAGAUAAUUUACAGUCUUUUGGCAUUCA